Messenger RNA from Tripterygium wilfordii, 354 nucleotides. Its product is annotated as phytochrome A-associated F-box protein-like. The record is from RefSeq and is a predicted model, not a curated record. Bases 1 to 354 code for a protein of 117 amino acids. The transcript is spliced from 2 exons. Lineage: Eukaryota; Viridiplantae; Streptophyta; Magnoliopsida; Celastrales; Celastraceae.
AUGUACGACGAUGUCUACCACGACACCGUUUAUGAUGUCGCAGAAGCGCAAGCAGCGGUUCAGAGAAGUAACGACGAGGUCGUGGAGAAGGGUUGUGUGAGAGUUGGGCAUGAUUUUCGUAUGCGUAGGAGUAAAAAUUGUCGAUUGCUUAAGUCUCAUUUGGCGUCAGGGGUUUGGAAUUUGAGUCGUGAGCAAGGGAACAAGCUGACACUCAAUGUCGGGAACCGCAGGAAGAUUGAUCUGAAUUGUCCCUUUUGCGCGUGCAAUGAGACCUGGAACCUGCACUCUGCAUUUUGUUUGAGGCGGGUCUUUCGGGGAUUCCAUGACUAUGGCGACCCAAUUGUUCGAGCUUAA